AUGACUCGAACUAUCAUACUCGACUAUAUUAACGGCAUCUCCGUGGAAAACGCCCGCUUAGGGCGCCUUGUCUUAAACAUUCGCCACCCACACCAGGAUUAUUAUGAUCCUUCAUCAAGUACUGCUGCCUCGUCAGUAACAAAGAUCAAAUCCUAUGAAAACUUCCGCGAUGGCCUCAAUUCCACCUCUCUUGUCGCUAAACUCGCUGCAUUCUUGAACGCAGGGUUCACGUAUAAGCACAAAGGUACCAAGGAUAUCUCAGCUGUAGAUGUUACAACCACAUCGCUGCAUAAUUCCGGUACCUGGUUUGAGGAAGCCUGCGUCGACGCAAAAGCCCGACAAUGGAUGGAAAGGGCAAUAAAGAGAGGUCGUUCCAUAUACCUGAUUGUGGGCCACUGUGUACUCACAGACGCUCAAUCGAACUUUACGCAGUGCAAGGACUUUACUACUUCGGCGAACCCUCUAAUCCCCGCACUGUCAGUCCCUGGGAGCCUCGUAGAUAUUCGUGCAGAGGCAUCCCAGCAAAAUAUAUACAACGAGAAGCUUAGUGUGCACUUUCCCGGCCAAGUCGUCUGUGCGGUACAAUACCGCAAGCUGGUGUUUAGCUGGUUUUCUUGCAAAACGCUUGGGAAUGCACAAUUGGAGCCUGACAAUAGAUGGAUUGUAGGAGCAGCAUUUCGAGGUGAAGAUGGUGUUGGCGAGAAAUACGUUCUCGAAGUGGCACUUAAUGAUGAUGAGAAUAAUGAAGAGGGUGAUUCUGAAGGAUCUGAAGAAUCUGAGGAAAGUGAAGAUGAAUAA
Trichoderma aggressivum f. europaeum is the source of this 798-nucleotide messenger RNA. RefSeq lists its product as uncharacterized. The coding region runs from base 1 to 798 and encodes 265 amino acids. The transcript has a single exon. Lineage: Eukaryota; Fungi; Ascomycota; Sordariomycetes; Hypocreales; Hypocreaceae. The record is from RefSeq and is a predicted model, not a curated record.